Messenger RNA from Vitis riparia (riverbank grape), 1995 nucleotides. Its product is annotated as CRS2-associated factor 2, chloroplastic. Gene Ontology annotation, molecular function: RNA binding. Gene Ontology annotation, biological process: Group II intron splicing. The record is from RefSeq and is a predicted model, not a curated record. The coding region runs from base 52 to 1749 and encodes 565 amino acids. Lineage: Eukaryota; Viridiplantae; Streptophyta; Magnoliopsida; Vitales; Vitaceae. The transcript has 6 exons.
CAGAAGAAAACUUGAACUUUCAGUGUCAUCAGAUGAAUUAAGCCUUCUUCGAUGGUGAUUCUGGCAACACUACCAGGUUCUUCUAGCCUCUUCUCCUCUCUCCCUCAAGGCCCUCCUCCAAAUGCCUCCACCACAUCAACACCUCCUCAGCCGCCCAUCCCAAUUCCCAAAUACCCACCACCUCUCAAAUCCCAAAAGUCCCCAAGACCUCCAACUAAACCCUCCACUCCCGCCUUCAAAACCGUUCAUCACCGUUCCAAAUAUUACAAGCCCGUCUCCGAUGGCGUUAUCGCAUCGGAUGGUGAUCGCUCCGUCGUCAUCGGCGAAUCCGGCGUGUCAUAUCUCCUCCCCGGAGCACCAUUCGAGUUCCAGUUCAGUUACUCCGAGACGCCCAAAGCUAAGCCCUUGGCAAUCCGGGAGCCGGCAUUCUUGCCCUUUGCUCCGCCCACAAUGCCAAGGCCGUGGACUGGGAAGGCGCCAUUGAAGAAAUCCAAGAAGAAGAUUCCACUCUUUGAUUCCUUUAAUCCGCCUCCGCCGGGAACCAAGGGGGUGAAGCGUGUGGAAAUGCCAGGGCCGUUUCCGCUUGGGAAGUUUCCCGUGGAAGGGAGGACGAGGGAGGAGAUACUCGGAGAGCCAUUGAGCAAGGCAGAAAUACGGAUGCUUGUUAAACCCUAUUUGUCUCAUAAUCGCCAGGUUAAUCUCGGAAGGGAUGGGCUAACCCAUAAUAUGUUGGAGUUGAUACAUUCACAUUGGAAGCGUCAACGAGUUUGUAAAGUUCGUUGCAAAGGUGUUCCGACAAUUGACAUGGAUAAUGUUUGCCAUCAUCUUGAGGAAAAGACUGGGGGUAAAAUCAUUCAUCGAGUUGGUGGUGUAGUUUAUCUUUUUCGUGGCAGAAACUACAAUUAUCGUACUCGUCCACAGUACCCAGUGAUGCUCUGGAAACCAGCUGCUCCUGUUUAUCCAAAACUCAUACAAGAAGCCCCAGAAGGAUUGACAAAAUUUGAAGCUGACGAGUUGCGAAUGAAGGGGAAAAAUCUUAUACCAAUCUGUCGAUUAGUGAAAAAUGGAGUAUAUAUUUCCUUAGUGAAAGAUGUGAGGGAUGCUUUUGAAGGAAGUCCAUUGGUGAAGAUUGACUGUAAAGGGAUGCAUGCAAGUGAUUACAAAAAGAUAGGUGCUAAGCUUAAGGAAUUGGUUCCUUGUGUGCUACUUUCUUUUGAUGAUGAACAGAUAUUAACAUGGAGGGGACAUGGUUGGAAAUCAAUGUACCAAGGAGCUCCUUCUUUCCUCAUUCCUGUUGUUGCUGAUGUUGCAAGUGGCUUGGAAGGUUCAGGCGUUCCCAAGAGCAACCAUCAUAGACUGGAUACUAAAGCAGUGAGCGCAAGCCCUAAAAUGAUGUCUCUGUGGAAGAGUGCAAUUGAGUCGAGCAAAGCAUUGUUGCUGGAUGAGAUUGGUCUUGGUCCGGAUGCUCUUUUGAAGGUAGUAGAGGAAUUUGAAGGCAUUUCACAGGCCACUGAGCACUCCUAUCCAGCUUUAGUGAUGUCAAGUGAAGAUGGAACUGGUGGUACAAAGGCAGAGUAUGAAGGUUAUAAUAGUGAGGAUUAUAGUGAAGAUGAGAUGUACAAUGAUGAUGAUGAUGAUGAUGAUGAUGAUGAAUACUUGGUGAAUGAGUCAUUGGAAGAGAUGGAAUCACCAGUUCCACUGGGUUCCUUACCUGUUGAUCUGUUAGCUAAGCAGCUUGGCGAGGAAUGAAGGUGAAGAGAAAGAUGUGGUGCGGUUGGCUUGGGAUAUCUUGUUCCUCAUUAUUACCAUAACAAGUGUACCGUAGAGUCUGGAAGAUGAUUAGUUAAGAAAUGGUAAAGUUUUGGGGUAAGAAAUGCAAAUUGAUUUGACUAAUUGAUUCCUUGUAUAAUUGUAUUCGAAUUGUAUAAAUUUGGAUAAAAGUUUAAUGAUGAAAUGAAAUAAAGGAAAUGUUCAAUUUGGGCAAUUUCAGUCCAA